Clupea harengus (Atlantic herring) is the source of this 2351-nucleotide messenger RNA. Its product is annotated as cytochrome P450 2M1-like. Gene Ontology annotation, cellular component: cytoplasm; intracellular membrane-bounded organelle. Gene Ontology annotation, biological process: xenobiotic metabolic process. The record is from RefSeq and is a predicted model, not a curated record. The coding region runs from base 75 to 1577 and encodes 500 amino acids. The transcript is spliced from 9 exons. Lineage: Eukaryota; Metazoa; Chordata; Actinopteri; Clupeiformes; Clupeidae. Gene Ontology annotation, molecular function: oxidoreductase activity, acting on paired donors, with incorporation or reduction of molecular oxygen, reduced flavin or flavoprotein as one donor, and incorporation of one atom of oxygen; heme binding; iron ion binding.
UCUGGUGGUGGGUGGAGUAUCCGAAAGUGCAACAUAGCCUACUCUGCCCGUGUCGAUCCAUACAUAUCGUCGAGAUGGAUAUUCUUUCCGUACUUCAGACGAACUUUCUCUCACUGGUUUUGGGCGUUAUUGUUUUUGUGUUGCUGUGGAUGAAUCGAGGUAAAAAGAGCAGCUUUGAAAGAUUACCGCCGGGUCCCCCUCCGUCUCCCAUUGUUGGCAAUUUAUUCCAAAUAGACCUAGCGGAGCCAUAUAAGUAUUAUCUGCAGCUCUGCAACAAGUAUGGGUCAGUGUGUACCAUCUGGCUGGCCAACAAACCAGUGAUCAUACUGUCCGGAUAUCAGGCCAUCAAAGAUGCCCUUGUCACUCAGGGAGAGGAGUUCAAUGGGAGGGCUCAGUACCCACUCCUGGUGAGGUCAACCAAUGGAUUUGGUGUGUUGGCCAGCAGCGGUCAGCGCUGGAAGUACCUCCGUCGGUUCUCCAUCAUGACGCUGAAGAACUUUGGGAUGGGGCGGAGGAGUGUGGAGGAGAGGGUCCAGGAGGAGGCCAGGAGCCUGGUGAAGGCGUUUCAUGAGUUUGAUGGCGCAGUUUUCAACCCCAAAGAACUGCUGUGUAAUGCGGUGUCGAACGUCAUCUGUUCCAUAGUGUUUGGGCACAGGUUUGAGUACAAAGACCCAGAGUUCUUGCUGCUCUACGAUACAGUCAACGCCUACUUCGACGUGCUCAACAGUCCUAUUGGCAUACUCUACAACACCUUUCCUAAAUUUGUCGAGUGCAUUCCUGGAAAGCACAAGAAACUGUUUGCGUUGCUGCAGAAGGCUCAGGAUUAUGUUAAGAAUCAGGCAGAGAUUCGAUUGAAGCACCUGGAUGCCAACUCCACUCCCCAAGACUACACAGAGGCUUUUAUGAUUAAAAUGAUUCAGGAGAAGGACCUCCCAAAUAGUGAGUUUCACUAUGACAACCUGGUGAGCAGUGUGUGGAACCUGUUCGCAGCUGGGACUGAGACCACCUCCUCCACCAUGAGACACGCGCUACUGAUGAUGAUUAAGCACCCAGAUAUUCAAGCGCGUGUCCAUAAGGAGAUUGAUGAAGUUAUUGGCCAGGAAAGAAGCCCCUCCAUGGAUGACAGGUCUAAGAUGCCCUACACGGACGCUGUAAUUCAUGAGGUGCAGCGUAGCCUGGACCUGGCCCCAACCUCUGUGCCUCACAAGGUGAACGUUGACACCGAAUUCAAGAAAUACUUCAUCCCAAAGGAUACUAUGGUUCUCCCUCUGCUCUCUUCGGUUCUCAUUGACCCUAAACUGUGGAAGAACCCAGAGAAUUUUUACCCUGAAAACUUCUUAGAUGAGGAGGGACGAUUUAAGAAGAACGAUGCCUUCCUGGUUUUUGGAUUAGGGAAGCGAGCCUGUCUGGGAGAGGGUCUGGCCCGGAUGGAGCUCUUCCUGUUCUUCUCCUCUCUUCUCCAGCACUUCACCUUUGUGGGCACCAAGCCUCCAGAGGAGAUCGACACCACCCCCACCUCCUGCAGCUUUGGCAUGAUGCCUCGCAGCUACGACUUCUACGCCAAACCCAGGGCAUAGAUGACAGGGCAGUGGACCUGCACUAUGGACAUGGACACACUGCAGGUGUAGUUAGACUAUGUUUCAAAACAGGAUGUUGUAUUUGAAUAUAAAUUAAUGACUUGAAUUGGGGUGAUUGGUUCAGUUUAGCUUCAGGGUAAACAAGUCACUUUCAAGACAUAAAAUAGUAAUAUAUCCAACCCAACUCAUUGGUAUGUGCAAUUUUUAAAACGGAUUGAGUUUGUACAAAGGUGAACUCUUAUCAACCACCUGAAGGUAAAACGUCAUGGUCAGUAUGGAAAGUGUGUGAUUUUGUUUUAGCUUGAAUGAGCGUCUGCUGGAAGAACUGAUGUGGUUUGUCUCCAUCACCUACGUGGCUAUAUACGUAUACCAAAAUAGAGUAUGGAUUUUAAACUGCACUGUAAUGCUGCCGUAACACAGUGGCAUCCCAUAGUUUAUGAUACUCUGACAUCUCUUAUUUGAUAUAUACACUUCUGAUCCACUCAAUACUUUCCAACUCCAAAAAUACACAGUACAUCCCAUCAACCAUAUCUCAAGUACAAACAUCAGAAUCUUUCAUCUGGAUCUUCCUGCUUUGUUACAUGUAUGGUGGAGUUAAAUAAACAGGACAGUCAGUCCUUUGUUCAUUCAUUGUGAUGGUUACAUUUAGCCUGGGUAAAUUCAUAAGUUUCACGUAGAAACAAUAGAUCUCUGUGUUGUAUUGUUACUUUGCUCACCAUUUCAUCAAGUAUGUGUAUGUAUCUCUUUCAAAUAAAAAAAAAUGUUUGUUGUACA